Molecule: messenger RNA, 4834 nt
Organism: Styela clava
Lineage: Eukaryota; Metazoa; Chordata; Ascidiacea; Stolidobranchia; Styelidae
Source: RefSeq, a predicted model, not a curated record
AGUUGCACCGAAGAUGCCAAAUCCUAAUUAUAUUUUGCGGACUGGCAAAACGUGUUUGUAAAAAAAUUGGUAGGCUAGGUAUAUUAUUUUUAUCUGUAUAUGAUAAAAGGUCGAGUAAGAAUUGGUAUAUAUUAAAUUAGUAAUGUUGCCUUCAAAAUAAAAUAAAUAACGAAUCAUGUGCGACUAUCUUUUUUAAAAUUAUAAAGUUACGCCAUGUAAACUAAAAAACAGCUGAAAUAUAAUAAAAUUGUGAUAACAUUGCUUGGGUCAAUCACCAGAUCAUAUGUCGAGGAAGAUAAUAAACAAAUGAAUUCAUCAUCGUUUCUGCUUUGUCUGGUUUUAUUUCCAAUAAUUUGCACGGCUUCUGUUCCUGAACCUUCAUGGACCCAGUGGUCUUCUUGCAGUGUGACGUGUGGACGCGGAUCUCAAACUAGAUGGAGAAAAACCUGCAAAUAUCCCACAUCAUCCUGCAAAGUGACCAAAGAAGAACAGCGACCUUGCAUGUUCCAGUUUUGUCCAAGCUAUCUUUCAUGGCCACGAAUUCAUUUUCAUGGAAAACUAGUAUUAGAUGUAUCAACCGUGAAUAACAAUCGAUGUAACUAUGACACAAAACAGUUUCUUACUGCCUCCGCUUCUGAAAACUUCGGAAAUUGGAAUCCCGAUGGCAGCGGUCAUUUGUAUUUUAUCGAUACAAAAGUGACAUCGAUUUGCAAAAAACCUGGGAAAUGUUCAACGACAGAUAAAAUAGUCAACAUGAAAAUCCGUGAAACUGAAAUGGCAGUAAUUGUAGACUUGGAUCCUGAUUGGCAACAGGCAUCUGAAAUAUGGGGUCUCACGAUAAUCAUACCAAGGAUACUGGAAGCGAAAUAUUCCAGAGUCUCGAUGAGGAAGAUGAGGAAACGAUUAGCUGGGAGUUCUGGUGAUGUGAGCAAAAGCACAACUUAUAAAAGUAAGUUAUCAAAUAUCAAAUGGUUCAGCAAUCAUUACAAGCAUAUGUUUAAUAACGCCACAGAGCUGUCGAUCUCAUUUGUUCUGGAUCAGUUUAGAUUCGAUCUCACCCGGGGGCGAAUAACUGGAACAAUAGGGUUAACGUCAAAUGACGAUCCGGUUCAAACAGUCGCAACACGAGUCAUGAGGGCAGAUGGCUGGAAAAAUCGAAAAAGGCAAACCAUUUUUAUAAUACCAUUCAAACAUUUCUACAGACCUUGGAACCUAUUACUAACGGAAUCAAAGUUUGGUAUGCAUGUCGGUAUUAUGGGACCAGCUGUCCACAGAAUAAAUCCGAGUGAGAGACAACGUUUAUCAGUUUUUGUAAGCAGAUUCGGUAUGCCGUCUGCAGCAUCACAAGUGAAUGUCAAAUCUUUGAAGCAUAUUAAAAUGGGACCUUGUCCAUUCCAUUGCAACAGCACUUUAGGAUGGCCAGAGGCAGCUCUCUCAAUAACACCUGUUGGGACAAAACCGUUUACUAAUUCAACUGGAAUCGUUGUCUUUGACAUGUAUGGCGUUCGCUCACCCGGAUCCCCAAGACAAUGUGGAUUAGAUGGGCAGAUUUAUCCCUUACAAAUCUUAGUAAGACACAGCACCAAGUCUCACUCGUAUGUUUUUGAAGAGGGUUCAAAUGAAGAAGUCACUGGAUCCCAUAUUGAUAUUACUUCUAUACCAAUCGCUGCUAGGGUUUAUGAUGAGGUCGAAAAUGUCGAAUGUCCGACUUGGCAGGAUAUAAAAGAUAUUUUCCGUCUUUAUUAUAAUUUGUAUCCUGUUAUGUGGAAAAACAAGAUAAUCGACACGAAUUCUUAUGAAGACGUCAAAGCAAAAGCUCGCCUUUUGAAAAUGGCAAUGUUCGAGUACGAUAUGGAGAACCCUAGGUUCAUGCCGACACAGCGCGAUUUAUCCUACAGUAAAAGACGUUUGAUUUGGAAUUGGAUGAAAUGUGGCAUGAAAGAAGGUAAAUCUCAAAAAGUAAAAAAAAUCUCAAAGAACAUAUGUAGUAGUAAAGCACUUGAAGAAGAAAUUGAAAAGCUGAAGCUGGAUAUACAUAACGCACUUUUCCUCGAGUUUGCGGUCAUACCGCCGUAUCUGACGGCCUGGCUCAGUAUAAAAUGGGAGCGUGGUCGAAAUAAAGAGGUGGCGGACAUUUUGAAAAAAACCGUCAAUGAUGAGAUGAGACACAUGGUUCUUGCCAGUAAUCUUUUAAACUCGAUUGGAGGCAUUCCUAUAUUUACAUCUCACAAUCCGAGUUAUCCUUUAACACCAACUCUGGGAGGUAUUUACGGGCUUGCGAGAGGAAAUGUAUUAUCGUUAGGACCAAUGUCAAUCGGAACAGUUAAGGACAUUUUCUCGGCUAUUGAACGUCCCGUCAAUGACAGAGGCAAAAAGCUCCUCGGUCACAUUGCUACACUUUGGAAAUUGGUUUCAGAAACAGAAAAACGUACAAACUCAUCACCAGAAAGAAAUUCAAGAUUAUCUGCAUUACUGAGAAAAUUUCUAAGAAAUGAAGAGAGUAAAGGACAAAAGAAACAUUCAGUGAACUCGAAUAAAGAAAUGAGCGGAGCACCGACGAGCAAAGAACAUAUUACAACAGAAAAAAUUUGGACUAUAAGAGACUUCGCUACUUCAAAACUGGCUCAAAUUGAUGACGAGGACUUGCAUACUGUCGGUGGCUUUUAUGCAAAGAUAGCCUUAAAACUGGCUCAGCUGGAAUCUUGUGUAAAACUCCGAGUACUUGGGGAACCUGAUUAUGAUAGCAAAUCUAAUCGAAACGUCACCUCGACCAUAUUCACCGGAGAUACCAAGAAACAAAUGAAUUCAAGGCACUGGUAUAAAAGAGCGUCCACUGCUGAGAGUAGACAAUGUGCUGCUGAAUCUGUAUCUCAAACGAUGGGGACUUUUCCGCCACUUGGAGAGGCUCAUGGAAAUGAAGUUCUAAGUGCAUCAUCGAGUAAUAUGACGCUUAAUGAUAGUGGUGUAUGCACGUCUACACCAAAUUUAGACAAAAUAUCUGAAGUUAUUUUUGAAGUGACCGAUCUGUCAUCUGCUCUUCGGUCAAUAAUAGAGAUUGUCUAUGAAGGAGAAGGAGGUUCAUCCUGCUCGCCAUUUGAAGAUUUGAUGACGAAACGUCUCCUCUACGUUGUCACACUAUUAUCGUUUUCAAGAAAUAAUUCACGGUCGCAAGUGAUUAAAAUUAGAGAUAAUGACGUUCUAGAUUACUACGAAUGUUUGAACAUAUCCAAAUGGUGUAAGACAUUGCAGUCUCCUUGGAAAUACUGUUACGCGGGUAGUACAAUAACAUUUUUUGAAGACGGUGUUUGGCCGAUUGUAUCAAAUCCGAACCAUUUUACAUAUGUUCGGGGCACAUUGGCAUCAACAUUGAAUUUUCAAUUUUCAUUAAUAUAUUCUAGGUUAUUAAGAUGUCUAAACAAAUCUUUUAAUGGUGAACCCGACCAUGUAAAGUUUUGUAUGGCUGCAAUGUAUGAUUUAACAAUGAUGGGAAAGAAACUGGUUUCAACUAGCAUUCAACAUAAAAAUAACACUGACGGGCAGCUCGUGCCCACUAGAGUAAAUGCGUGCCCAAGCUUUGCUUACAUAGGUCUGAAUAAUCCAUUUGUUUAAUGCCUCAGUCCCUUUCUUCGCUAUUACCUCAGUACCUAGUCAGUUUGGUAAAGGUAGCUAUAUGAAUAUGUAAGUUAUAUGGCACUAAUUCUUGCCAUUAAUUCAUUGUUGCUUUGAUUUUUAUGAUAUGAUACUAGUUUUGGUAACCUAUAACAUCAGAAAACUAUCCUAUACUAUAAACUUAAAAUGUCUGUUAGGCUUGAAAAAUCCGAGAUCUUACAUAAUAAGACUCAACGCGUCAAGUAUAGAAUACAAGAGUGGGGAUCGUAACGUAGAAAAUGGUUUUCACAGCCUACAUUAAACGCAUAAUUUUUUAUUCUUUGAAACAAAAAUGUUUGCACGAUCAAGGUUUUGCCUAUCAGAGUUAACAAUUAUGUGGGAUAAAUAUUUUUGUUUGCUGUGUUUGUAACGGAUAUUCAAAGCAAUCUUUUUGAAAUACAAUGAAAAUAUAUAUAUAGCAAAAAUGUAAUGCAAAUGAAUGCAUUUAGAGAAUUUCAAAUUUUGCGCAUCACUGUCAAAGCAUUACUAACACAUACAAAAGGAGUGGUCGUUGUCACAUUCUAUUCUUGUUUAUGUGAUGUGUAAGAUUUGAAAUCCUCUAUUGCUUUCAAGAUAUUUUCAAAUUUUCUGUGCUGUGAAACAUCUGUAUCAACUUAUCUGCAAUAAUUUACAGUGGUAGAGAAUAUACGAAGAGUGAAUUUAGUAUAUCAUCGAUGUUUUAAUUUCCUAAUUGCUAUUCGUAAGAUUUCAUACGGAUUAGUGAAAUUUCCUUACUCGGAAUACUGCAUUUUCAGAACAAGCGUUUUAUAAUAGUUGAUUUAUGCAUUAAAACUAUUUUGUUUUGAAAACUUCACUUGGUAAACUGUCAAGUCUGUUGUGAAGUUAUAUACACCCAAACAACGCCGUAUGUCAGAACCGUAUUCACCAACAACACUGAAUGACGCUGAGUGAAUUAAAGUUCAAAAUUCCAGCGGAUUGCGGCCAGUUUUGUCUUUCAAAAUCUUAGAUAACAAUUUUGGUAUUUCACACCUGGCAAAACGUUGCUUCAGGCAUAAUAACGAUUUUCUGAACACUUGUUCUUGUUGUCAUCAUCACACUUCGUAGAAAUUGAUCGAUUCAAUGUUCAAACAAUGAUCUGUGGUUGUUUAUUUUUUCCGCUUCCCAGUAAAGAUAACAAUUGUAAGUCAUAUGGUCGAUUUCUUCAAAAAUAUAAAUUAAAAAAUUA